This is a messenger RNA of Harpegnathos saltator (Jerdon's jumping ant), 3363 nucleotides long. RefSeq names its product beta-1,4-glucuronyltransferase 1. NCBI's taxonomy places the organism in Eukaryota, Metazoa, Arthropoda, Insecta, Hymenoptera, Formicidae. The transcript has 6 exons. The coding region runs from base 1219 to 2793 and encodes 524 amino acids. The record is from RefSeq and is a predicted model, not a curated record.
CGGCGCUAGUGGCGCCGCGCAACCCGUCGUACUCUCUCGACGGCGAAUUUCAGUCGGAUGCUGUUGCUCGAGCGGCGCACUCGUGUUCGCGGGGAGGUUCGUCUCGCAGCACGCGCGCGCGUGUCGUUCUUCUCUUUUCCCUCUUCUCCUGACGGACAUGACGCGCGGCGAACUGUAGCAGUUUUUGCUCGCCCAAAGGGUAUCAAUUUACCUAACUCAUCUCGUUCAUUCGUCGCGUCACGCAUUUUCACUUCGUCACCGCUCUCACGACGCACACGCGGACAUACGUACUCUCUCUCUCUCUCUCUCUCCUCUCUCUCUCUCUCCCCCUCUCCCCCUUGUCCUCCCAGUCGUCCCUCGAUCCCUCCUCCCGCCGGAGCAAGCCGAAAACUCGUUAUGCUCCGGGUUUCUCGUCUCCCGAACCGGUAACACUUCGUGAUUAGCGCGCGCGCACGCGAGAGAAAGAGAGAGAGAGAGAGAGAGAGAGAGUGUGAGAGUGAGUGAGAGUGAGAGAGUGCUCGAUCUUCGGCCAUCGUCGCCCUCGUCGCCUUCCGCGCGCGGUGUCGUUGGAGAAAACGUCAAGCGCGAGAGAAACAAAACGCUAGCCGUCCUCGGACGAGAUGCGUCGCGUCGCCGUGUCGUCGUGUCGUCGUGCUCGCUCUCCUCGGGACUUGUGACGACGUGAACGGAAUAUCGCGUCGCGACGGAGCCGAAGGAUUUCGGGAGGUGCGCCGCGGUCCGGUCAUUCCACGGUCGCCGCCGCCGCCGCCGCCGCCGGCUGCUGCUGCUGUUCUUGCUGCUUGACGUCGCGACGAACAGCCCCUGUGUCGGAGAAGGAGAGCACAUCUCGGCAGCCGGGAGGAUGCGCAGCUGAACGGAUUGCUGGUGCGUGCACUCAAGUUCCAGUCGACAGCGGCCUCCGCAACAGUCAUGAGCAGGUCCUGAUCGCGGACAGCCGUGGGCCGCGACAGGCUGGAUGCGCGGCGGUCAACGACUAAGAGGAUCACGAGGAGCCGGACGACGCUUAGCGAGACCAACCGCAACAGCGACCGCGACGUCAUUGACGUUCGGCAGGGAUCGCUCACACGUCGCGCGAGGAUCUCGUGAGGAUCGAACGAGGACGAAGGACGAUCUUCCUUCAUCGCCUCCUGUUCGCAUCCUGCGGCCAUCUCUCCACGCCAUCAGUCGCGACAGAACGGACCCAGAGGAGGCUGUAGGAUGAGCAUCUUAGCCAUCGCCCGCAGGAACUGGGCGCUGCGCCUGUCGGUGGUGCUGAAUGUGUGUGUGCUGCUGUACGUGUGCGCUAACAUCGGCUCCUCCGGGCCGUGGAUCGAGGAACCGCCGACCAACUGGGCGGCGCCGCUCCAAUCGGAGACCUACGGCGGCGCCAUCGACCUCGUAAACGGCACUCAGAAGGGCGCCGCGUCCUCGUCAGCAGCUUCCGCCGCGUCUGUGGGCGCCGUCAAGGAUGCCGCGACAUCCAGGACGAACGGCGCCGCCGCCGCCGCCGCCGCCGCCGCCGCCUCUGUCGUCGCCGCCACCGGUCCCCUCAGGAGCAAGCUCCUCGUCACUACGACGCCCAACGGGGCCAAGGUCGAGGCUUUCGACAAGUCGGAGCACUCGCAUAACCAGACGGUGAGGAACGGCAUGACGGUCGCGCGGCCCGCGGCGAUGAGCCUGAAGGAGGCCGUUCCCUGCAACGAGAAGUCAACCGAGCCGAGGCGGGCGCAGCGGGGCGACUACUGGGUGCUCUAUAAUUACGUGCCGAUGAGCAUGGCGUUGAGAUGCUGGGAGAGCGUGACGUACACCACGCACGCCGACUACACGUUCCUGGACAAUCUGGAGCCGCUGCUGGAGCGCUGGCGGGCGCCGAUAUCGAUCGCCAUGCACGCGCCCGGCACCGACUUCCCGGCGACCCUCGACGCCAUCAGGUACUCGAGAAAUUGCGGCAGCCCGUUGGUCUCGCAGCUGGUAACCUUCCACGUCUUCUUCAGCAGCAAACACGUGCCAAAAGCGGUACCGCCAUCGGAGCAGAUCGUGUCCGACACGUACAACUGCUCGCUCGGGCCGCCGUGGGUGAACGUCAGCCUCUCGAAGAUGUAUAAGAACGACAAGAAGCUGCUGUACCCGGUGAACGUGGGCCGCAACGUAGCGCGAGAGUCCGCGCCCACUUUCUACGUGUUCCCCAGCGACAUCGAGCUGUACCCCAGCCCGAAUCUGCCCGCCAAGUUCCUGGAGAUGAUUCGCAGGAGGGAUCAGCCGGCUCUCUACAAGCCGAAUCCCAAGGUCUUCGUGCUGCCCAUCUUCGAAGUGGACGGCAAGAGCCUGCCGCCCAACAAUAAAACUCACCUGGUGCAGAUGCUGAAGACCGGCACCGCUAUACCUUUCCACAAGAAAUUGUGCUCCGGCUGCCACAACGUGCCGAAGAGCAAAGAGUGGCAGGAAGCGGCUGAGACGGAGGAUCUGCACGUGUUCCACAUCGGCAAGAGGACCGGUAGCUUCGUACACUGGGAGCCGAUCUUCAUCGGGACCAAUAACGAUCCUCUUUACGACGAGAGACUCAGUUGGGAGGGGAAGAGUGACAAGAUGACACAGGGCUACGCGCUUUGUGUUCUCGACUACGACUUUCUCAUCUUGGACAACGCGUUUCUGGUGCACCGGCCGGGCAUUAAGAUCUUCAAGAAAGAUCCUCAUCGCGACUUGCUUACCGCCAAGACGAACGCGCUUAUUAAGAAAAUCAUCAUACCGGAGCUGAAGGUGCUAUACGGCACGCGCAAGGGCUGCGCGGUGUAGCCCGUGGAGUCGCGGGCACGACGGCGUGUGCUCUACAAGUGCCCGUCUGUACGAUGGAAUCACUUGCGGCCCUCCUUGUCGUCCACGUCGUCGAGGCUCGUCGUCGCACGGCGACAGAUCGCCCGAGAUCGCGACGAACCGCGAAAUCGUGUUCGCGUUCGCUCCUUGAGGGUCCCUCGCGCGAAGCAGGGCCCGAGGAAUGUCCGUUGCGAUUAAUAAGACUCUUAAAUAGUUUUGUGAACUCUUCCGUGUCGACACUCAACGGUGCAGACGAACGAAUUAAUGCACACAAAUAUUCACAUUGAGCUCCCGAGCAACUGACCUGUCGUGCUCCCGCGAUAAAAGCACGUUUCAUCAUUAUUGUCAACGUCAUCGUCAUCAUCGUCGUCGUUAUCAUCGUUAUCACGAAGCGACUCAGCAUUUACAGUGUUACUCGGUGGUUGGUGUACGAAGAACAUUGAGACAAAGGUGAGGUGAGGGGCAGGAAAAGACGAAGGUAAUGCAAGAGAAGUUGUGACGUAUGGCGCGACGCUCAAAUCAUCUCGGCGAUAAUUCUCCUAACUUUCAUAA